Anarrhichthys ocellatus (wolf-eel) is the source of this 2098-nucleotide messenger RNA. RefSeq names its product neutral cholesterol ester hydrolase 1-like. The transcript has 5 exons. The record is from RefSeq and is a predicted model, not a curated record. Gene Ontology annotation, molecular function: carboxylic ester hydrolase activity. NCBI's taxonomy places the organism in Eukaryota, Metazoa, Chordata, Actinopteri, Perciformes, Anarhichadidae. Gene Ontology annotation, cellular component: membrane. The coding region runs from base 113 to 1333 and encodes 406 amino acids.
GUUUCGUCGUCCCCUGAGCGGAGCCAACGAUCGAACUUCAACCGGCGGAGUUUGACCCGUAUCGCACCACGAACGGUGCGGCUUCAAGGUAGAAAACAAAAGUCCCGCCGCGAUGAGGCUCCGUCUGGCCGGAGCCGUGCUGCUGUCCGCGGCCGCCUACUACGUCUACCUGCCGCUACCGAGCGGCGUGAGCGAGCCCUGGAAGCUGAUGCUGCUGGACGCGCUGUUCCGGAGCUUCAUGCAGGCGAGCGACGUGGCUCACGCGCUGGGCGUGUGCCACCGGGUCCACCUGUUGAACCAGGUGGUGUCCUGGGUGGAGGAAGUGGAGGCUCGCUCCUGCUCCGCCGUGCACGUGACCGACUCCUCGCUGGGCGGCGUGCCCGCACGGGUCUUCCAGCCGAAGGGGGGGAGGCAGCCCAAGAGGGGGGUGGUAUACUUCCACGGCGGAGGAUGGGCGCUGGGCAGCGGACGGAUGCGAUCAUACGACCGUCUCUGUCGGAAGAUGGCGGAGGAGCUGGACUCUGUCGUCAUGUCUGUCGAUUACCGUCUCGCUCCAGAGGUGGUGUUCCCGGAUCAGUACCACGACGCGCUGGCGGCGUCGCGGGCCUUCCUGUCGGCUCAGGUUCUGGAGCACUACAGCAUCGACCCGGAGAGGGUGUGUGUGUCCGGGGACAGCGCCGGGGGAAACCUGGCGGCCGCUGUGGCCCAAGAGCUUGGCUCCGAUGACACGCUGACGGUAAAGUUCAAGGUCCAGGCGUUGAUCUACCCGGUGCUGCAGGCGCUCGACUUCCACACCCCGUCCUACCAGCAGAACCGGGCCGUGCCCAUCCUCUACAGGCCCGUCAUGGCCCGUUUCUGGCUACAGUACCUGGGCGCCGACGCCUCCCUGGAGACCCUCCUGCUCGCCAACAACCACAGCUCCCUGGACCAGCGGGCCAUCGGCGCCGGCGUGCGUUCCAAGCUGGACUGGACUACUCUGCUCCCGGCGGACCGCAGGAAGCACUUCCGGCCCGUGGUGAGGGAAACAGGAUCGCCGCGGGUGAUGGGCGUGGUGCCGGAGCUGAUGGACACCCGGGCGGCGCCGCUGCUGGCGGAGCAGGGCGUCCUCAGCGGGACGCCGAAAGCGUACGUGAUGACUUGCGAGUUCGACGUGCUGCGGGACGACGGGUUGAUGUACGUGAGGCGACUGCGGGACGCCGGCGUCGCGGUGACCAGCGACCACUACGAGGACGGGUUCCACGGCUGCAUGGUGUUCGCGUUCCCGCCAAUGAUGUCCAGUGUCGGAUGGAGGAGCAUGAACAACUACAUCCACUGGCUGGACCAGAACCUGUAGACCACACAGAACCGCUCUGCAGAAAAGGGUUUGUGACACCAAAGAUGUGCCGGAGCAUAAAAUUCCGGUAACCGAGAGCUCCUUUGUUGGUUCUGCAGAGAUGUAACGUGGUUGUUUGGUGGCCAGAAGGUGACAGGUCUAGAUCUACUGCAUCCUGAGCGAGACGCCAGACAAUCAGCUGCUUUGGUUUGGAGCAUCGGCUUCAUAUGUGACAUUUAUAAAAACAAGAACCAAGAGAUCUCCUCCAACAGGCCUCACGAUAUACUUGCUGUCCACCAACGUGGACGUGCUCGGGUGCAAGAAUCCCUUUAGCCAGAGUCUGCAUAGAGAGCUGCAGGAACGAGUCCUCAAACCCAGAAAUGAGUCAGCGUUUCUCUACUUCCUGUUUCCUCGUCUCAAAGUCAAUGUGUUUCUGGUUAGACGUCUGAAAAUGAGGUCUGUGUUUAACACGAGCACGUUUAGCUGUCUGAUAUAAAACAAGUCAGUGAACAAGAGUCCGAAUGAGACGUGAAGUCAUGUCACUGCGGUGGAGUUCCUUUAUAGCCUAACGUUAGCUUUUUACUUCUGUUGAUUGUACUCCUUCUCCCGUCUCCUCGCCCCGUCUCCUCGCCCCGACUCCUCGUCCCGACUCCUCGCCCCAACUCCUUGUCCCGUCCCGACUCCUCGCCCCAACGCCUCGUCCCGUCUCCUCGCCCCGGCCCCUCGCCCCAACCCCUCGCCCCGUCUCCUUGUCCCGUCUCCUCGUCCCAUCCCUACUCCCGUCUC